AUGGAAGCGGGCACGACCCACUUGGCCGUUGGAGCGGCAACAGAUGUGAAAAUUGGCCAAGGAAGCAGGCUAUUGAUCAGGCGGGGCGGAGGCGGGGGGGUCCGCGGCGGAGCGGAGGCGCGGCCGGCCUUUUGGGCGGGCGGUGCGUGCCGCGUGCGUUCCCCCCGGUUCACGGCCAAGGCCCGCGCCCAUUCAGCUCACGAGCACGUGCCCGAAAGUAAAUAUAGCAACCGUUAUGCCAUCGACGUAACGCCGAAUAAUCCGCAGACCCCCGUGCGACGUCCCCGGCGGCCGAAUCACGAGGCGGGCGGUUAUCUAGCAAUAUCGCACGCACAGUACUUACUAGCUACACGGCACCGAGCACAAACACAGGCCGGGGAACAAAAACAAAACGUCGCAGAAUUAUGUAGCCAGCGACGGCGCUCAAAGGGCCCCUUGUACGUGCUCUCCUAUAAUCAUAAACAUGGAAAACGCACAAAAGCCUCUCGGCGUCGAGUCGCGUCGCUGUCAGAUAAAGUUGUUGCGUUUCUUUUGCGGGACGCGGUCGGCGCAGGUGGGGGGGGGGGGGGGGGGGUCGCGGCGCGUGCGAGCGAGAUGGCCUGCCUCUCCGCUCCGAUCGUUAGCCCUGAUCUUCAGCGCGCCACAAACACACAGCCCGACCGAGAGCGAAAUUGCAACGAGAACGCACCGAGCUGUGUUAUUACCGCGGCGGCUGCGUUGCGAAACGGCCUUCGUGCGCGCCGCCGCCGCUCAACUUUCGACUUCAUUACGAGCCGCUUCGGUUCGGAAUCGCCUCGGAACCGGUCGUGUUCGGCCGCCACGCGAUUGUGGACCUUAUUAUCGGGAUAUAAGCACCCUUCCAAUCUGGCCGUGGAAGCGUCGAGCGCUGUAUAUUUAGCCCGCAUUGCGAGCCGUAGUGGGUGUUUUAGAGCCGACGUCGUCGUAGCUACGAUAGAAUAUGCGAAAACCAUUCCGACCGUGGAAAAAGACUUCCCGUACUGCGGGCAUUAUGAAGCAACAAUAGCGGAACGUCGAAAGUCCCUUGCGCGGCGCGGGACAUACGCCCUUGCGGAACCGAACGGGGCGCCGGUC
Iphiclides podalirius (scarce swallowtail) is the source of this 1092-nucleotide messenger RNA. The record is from the annotation of a GenBank genome assembly. NCBI's taxonomy places the organism in Eukaryota, Metazoa, Arthropoda, Insecta, Lepidoptera, Papilionidae.